UUUCCAGGAAAAGAUGCUGCAGUUUUUACGUUGCAAAACAAAUGCAAGGAAAAAGUAUGGCCUGGGAUUCUAAACGGGACGGGGAAACCUCAACUCGCUAAUGGAGGACUUACUUUGAAUCCAGCACAAAUCGUGCACAUCAAUGCGCCAAUUGGGUGGUCUGGCCGACUUUGGGCACGGACUGGCUGCACAUUUGAUCCGUCAGGUAAGGGAAAGUGCAUCAUUGGUGACUGUGGUGGUGGUCUAAACUGUGCAGGGGUAGGAGGUGCACCUCCAAUAUCACUAGCUGAGUCUACACUCAGCAGCCCAAUGGAUUUUUAUGAUGUUAGUCUUGUUGAUGGCUACAAUUUGCCGAUUUUUGCAAUCCCUUCCGGCAGUACAUGUGAUAAAUGCAAGGCUAUUACGUGUGUGUCGGACUUGAAUCAAAAGUGCCCCAAUGAGGUACAAUCGGUAGAGAAAGGCAAAGUGGUAGGAUGUAAAAGUGCAUGCAUAGGAUUCAACAAGCCUGAAUCUUGUUGCACUGGUGCUUUUGGAGACCCUAAUACAUGCAAACCAACCCAAUUCUCCACAAUAUUCAAGGAAUCUUGUCCGAUGGCUUAUAGUUAUGCCUAUGAUGAUCUGACUAGUGCCUUUACUUGCAAUGGAGCUAAUUACUUGAUUAGCUUUUGUUGA
Molecule: messenger RNA, 672 nt
Organism: Pistacia vera
Lineage: Eukaryota; Viridiplantae; Streptophyta; Magnoliopsida; Sapindales; Anacardiaceae
Product: pathogenesis-related thaumatin-like protein 3.5
Exons: 1
Biological process (GO): defense response
Cellular component (GO): extracellular region
Source: RefSeq, a predicted model, not a curated record